CUGCACGGAGACCAAACCACAGAAGUUCCUUCGCCCUCUUUACACCGAACGCCACAACUGGCAGUGAGGACAAAACGACCGUUUCAUCCCUGACCGUGACUCCUUUCUGCACAUUCUGCUUACUCUCGCACACACGAGUAGAUAAGAUAGCAUAGCAUGUCCUCUUUGGCUCUCGCACGUCGACUUUCGUCGUCCCUUGGGCAUGGUAAGAAGUCAAUCCCUCACUCCGCCUUUGCGACGCUGGCAAAUCCUCUUGUUUCUUGGAACGGCGAUGUGAGUAGGAAUACUGAUGCUAGUCCGAGCGUUAGUGCUACCUCUCGCAACCAUGUCCAUGCACUCUGUGCUUCCAGUUCCACCUCGGCUACUGUAUUUGCGAAGAAUAGUACGUUCACUGGUAGCACCUGGUCUCCAGCCUCGGUCCCUUUGAUGCGCAGCUUUUCGACGGUGUCUUCGACGGACUUUCUCCAAGCCUACGAAGCGCACGUGGCGGAGCGUCUCAACGAAGCCGACGGUCUCGGCAUUGCGCCAAAGCCUCUCAGUGCCGAGCAAGUUUCGGAUCUCAUUGCGGUCCUAAAAACGGAAACUCCCAACGCUGAAGCCUUGCUCGACCUCCUCGUCAAUCGCGUUCCUCCCGGAGUCGACGAAGCUGCCUACGUCAAAGCUACCUGGCUCAGUGCGUUGGCCAAGCAAGAAGAAACUAACCCCUACAUUACACGAGCCCGCGCCGUCGAGCUCCUCGGGACUAUGCAAGGAGGCUACAAUGUUGCUACUAUGGUGGAACUUUUGGAAGACUCCGAUAACGAGAUUGCCAUGAUUGCCGCCGACAAGCUGUCGCAUACGCUUCUCGUCUUUGACGCAUUUUACGAUGUGCAGACCAUGCACGAAAAGGGCGUCGCCGCCGCUACCAAGGUGAUGGAGAGUUGGGCCAGUGCGGAAUGGUUCACGAAGAAACCCAAGGUCCCCGAAGUUAUGACCGCCACCGUCUUUAAGGUAACAGGAGAAACCAACACGGAUGAUUUGAGUCCGGCACAGGACGCUUGGUCGCGUCCCGACAUCCCUCUCCACGCCGUGGCCAUGCUCAAGAACGCUCGCGAAGGUAUCAACCCGGAUAAAGAAGGAGAAAUCGGUCCGAUUCAACAGAUCCGCGCCUUACAAGAAAAAGGAUUUCCUCUUGCAUACGUCGGAGAUGUAGUCGGCACCGGAUCGUCCCGCAAGUCCGCGACGAACUCCGUACUCUGGUACAUGGGCGACGAUAUCCCCUACGUGCCCAACGUCAAAUCUGGUGGACUUUGUUUGGGUAGCAAGAUUGCGCCAAUCUUUUUCAAUACCAUGGAAGAUUCUGGAGCCCUGCCCAUUGAAUUGGAUGUGGGCGAAAUGAAUAUGGGCGACGUCAUUGACGUCUACCCCUACGAAGGUGUUGUCAAGAACCACGACACGGGCGAAGUCGUUACGGAAUUCAAACUCAAGACUCCCGUCAUCAUGGACGAAGUCCGAGCGGGAGGACGAAUUCCUUUGAUUAUUGGUCGUGGCUUGACCGUCAAGGCCCGCGAAGCCUUGGGUCGAGAUGCCGCCGUAACGGAUGUCUUUCGUAUGCCGGCACUUCCCGAAGGCAGCAAAAAGCCGGAAGGCUUUACCUUGGCCCAAAAAAUGGUCGCCAAGGCCUGUGGACUUCCCGAUGGUGAAGGUGUCGUGCCUAAUCAGUACUGUGAACCCCGCAUGACCACGGUGGGUUCGCAGGAUACAACUGGUCCAAUGACUCGCGACGAAUUACGCUCCUUGGCUUGUUUGGGAUUCUCCUCUGAUUUAGUCAUGCAAAGUUUCUGCCACACCGCGGCCUACCCCAAACCGGUCGAUGUCGUGACUCACCACACGUUGCCUGAUUUUAUCCGCACUCGCGGUGGUGUUUCCCUCCGACCAGGUGACGGUAUCAUCCAUUCCUGGUUGAAUCGUAUGUUGCUGCCCGAUACGGUAGGAACCGGGGGAGAUUCGCAUACUCGUUUCCCCAUUGGUAUUUCCUUUCCUGCUGGCAGUGGCCUGGUGGCUUUUGGUGCGGCGACGGGAAUCAUGCCACUCGACAUGCCGGAGUCCGUCUUGGUACGAUUUUCUGGAACUGUGCAGCCCGGUAUUACUCUCCGCGAUCUGGUGCAGGCGAUUCCGUAUACGGCAAUCCAGAUGGGACUGUUGACGGUCGAAAAAAAAGGCAAAAAGAACAUCUUUUCCGGACGAAUUUUGGAAAUCGAAGGUCUUCCUCAGCUCAAGUGCGAACAAGCCUUCGAAUUGUCCGACGCAUCUGCCGAACGAUCCGCCGCAGGUUGUACCAUCAAGCUCGACAAAGAACCCAUCAUCGAGUAUCUUAACUCCAAUGUUGUAAUGCUCAAGUGGAUGAUUGCGGAAGGAUACGGAGAUCCUCGCACGUUGGAACGCCGCAUUGCUCGCAUGCAGGAGUGGCUCGCCGACCCCGUUUUGAUGGAAGCCGAUCCGAAGGCGGAGUACGCUGCCGUUAUUGAUAUCAACCUCGACGAACUGAAAGAACCCGUGUUGGCCUUGCCAAACGACCCAGAUGCUUCGGCCUUGUUGUCCGAAGUGCAGGGCAGUCACAUUGACGAAGUUUUUAUUGGCUCGUGCAUGACCAACAUUGGACACUUUCGCGCCGCCGGAAAGUUGCUCAACAAAUUGGAGAAGCCCAUCCCGACACGCCUUUGGAUCGCUCCUCCUACCAAGAUGGACGAAGCGCAGUUGGUCGAAGAGGGCUAUUACAGUAUCUUUGGUUCGGCCGGUGCCCGUACGGAAAUGCCUGGUUGCAGCCUUUGCAUGGGCAACCAAGCACGGGUCGCUCCGGGAUGCACCGUCGUGUCCACCUCGACGCGGAACUUCCCUAACCGUCUUGGACAAGGUGCUAACGUGUAUCUUGCCAGUGCUGAACUCGCCGCCGUCGCCGCGAUCGAAGGUCGUCUGCCGACAGUGGAAGAGUAUAUGAAGUACAUGGACCAGGUUAAGGACGACGCUGCUGAUACGUACCGUUAUUUGAACUUUGACCAGCUUCCGGACUUUGUCAAAAAGGCCGACUCUGUGGAGAUAAGUGCAGAAAUGAAAGAUGCGGCCCACAAACUUUCCAUGGGGGAGUAAAGAAUAAGCAAACAAAGGAAUGCGGAUAUAAGCACAAGAAUUCGAUUGUUUUACAGUGUGCACGGAUACGCAUCAACAUUCAAUAUACCAUACAUAAUACGAAAAGGAUGGUUCUAGCAAAGGUUUUGUGGUCUCUGUUACAUA
Phaeodactylum tricornutum CCAP 1055/1 is the source of this 3270-nucleotide messenger RNA. RefSeq lists its product with no specific name. The record is from RefSeq and is a predicted model, not a curated record. Gene Ontology annotation, cellular component: cytosol. Gene Ontology annotation, biological process: tricarboxylic acid cycle. Bases 157 to 3126 code for a protein of 989 amino acids. Lineage: Eukaryota; Bacillariophyta; Bacillariophyceae; Surirellales; Neidiaceae. The transcript has a single exon. Gene Ontology annotation, molecular function: 2-methylisocitrate dehydratase activity; aconitate hydratase activity; 4 iron, 4 sulfur cluster binding.